AUGCUGGUGUUAUUUGAAACUGCGGCUGGCUAUGCCGUAUUUAAGCUUCUGAGCGAAAAGAAACUACAAAAAGCAGAAAAUUUGUUUAAUGAUUUUGAAAGUCCAGAAACUGCAAGUAAAGUAGUUAAGUUGAAACAUUUCCAGAAAUUUGGUGACAUGACAGAAGCUCUAUCAGCUGCUACUGCUGCUGUAGAGGGUAAAAUGAGUAAAACUUUAAAAAAGGUAAUGAAGAAAUUAGUUGCAGCUGAUGCUCAAGAAGAAUUAGCUGUAUCUGAUGCUAAAUUAGGCAAUAUUAUUAAGGAAAAAUAUCAAUUACCAUGUGUAUCUAAUUCGUCCAUACAAGAGUUAAUGAGAUGUAUAAGAAGUCAAGUGGAUAGUUUAAUUACUGGUUUACCUCAAAAAGAAAUCAUGGCCAUGUCUUUAGGUUUAGCACACAGUUUAUCCCGAUACAAGUUAAAAUUUAGUCCAGAUAAAGUAGAUACAAUGAUUGUACAGGCUAUUUCCUUGUUAGAUGAUUUAGAUAAAGAAUUAAAUAAUUACACAAUGAGAGCCAGAGAAUGGUAUGGAUGGCAUUUUCCAGAACUUGGUAAACUUAUUUCAGAUAAUUUAGCUUUUGCUAAAGUUGUAAAACUGAUGGGUGAUAGAACAGAAGCUGCUUCGACAGAUUUCUCUAAUAUUCUACCUGAAGAGGUUGAACAGGAGGUUAAAGAUGCUGCAGAAAUCUCCAUGGGAACAGAAAUAUCAGUUGAAGAUUUAGAAAAUAUUAAAUAUUUGUGUGAUCAGGUUAUAGAUAUAACAGAUUAUAGAAACCAACUGUAUGAUUAUUUAAAGAAUCGAAUGGUAGCUAUAGCACCUAAUGUUACAAUAUUAGUUGGGGAAUUAGUUGGGGCCAGACUUAUAGCUCAUGCAGGUUCACUGCUUAAUUUAGCCAAACACCCAUCAUCCACAGUUCAGAUAUUAGGAGCAGAAAAAGCCUUAUUCAGAGCAUUAAAAACUAAGAAAGACACACCCAAAUAUGGUUUAAUUUACCAUGCUUCUUUAGUUGGUCAUUCAUCUACCAAAUUAAAGGGGAAGAUGUCACGUAUGUUAGCAGCUAAAACAGCACUAGCUAUAAGAGUAGAUGCUCUAGGUGAAGAUACAGAUGCUGAGUUAGGAUUAGAACACAGAGCCAAGCUAGAACUAAGAUUAAAAGAUUUAGAAGAGGGAAAGACUAAAAAGAUCAGUGGUACUGGUAAAGCAAAGGCAAAAUGGGACAAAUAUGAAAAUAAAAGCUCCAUCAAAACAUAUGAUGAAUUAGCAGAUUCCACAAUUAGUAGUCUGGGUAAAAAACGAAAACAUCAAGAAUCACCAAAAGAGGAGCAAAUGGAAACUGAGAAAAGUCAAGAAGGUAAAUAUAGCUUAAGACAUGGAGAGUAG
Messenger RNA from Lottia gigantea (owl limpet), 1416 nucleotides. RefSeq lists its product as hypothetical. Bases 1 to 1416 code for a protein of 471 amino acids. The transcript has 13 exons. The record is from RefSeq and is a predicted model, not a curated record. Gene Ontology annotation, molecular function: snoRNA binding. NCBI's taxonomy places the organism in Eukaryota, Metazoa, Mollusca, Gastropoda, Lottiidae. Gene Ontology annotation, cellular component: small-subunit processome; box C/D methylation guide snoRNP complex.